AUGCUGAAGAACAACGGCAGCUACGAGAGAGAUGUUCAGCAAAGAUGCGCUAAGGCCACUUCUGCAUUUAACUCCUUAACGAAAUGUCUGUGGUCGACCCCCACCACCAACGAAGUCAGGCUGCGAGUCUACCUAUCCGCAAUUCGCCCCAUCAUGAUGUACGGAUCGGAAACUUGGGCAGCACCAUCAACGGUUAUGGAGAGGCUUGAAUGCACGGAACGAAAGCUACUUAGACGGCUACUUGGCUACUUUUGGCCUAGGGUAUGUCACAAUGAAGAUCUUUACGCAGAGAUUGAUGUGGUAUACCGGCGAAUGACACGUGGAAAACAUCAACAUCUUGCACCGCCAUCGAAAGUGGCUAAAGUAAAUUGUCUUCGCUUCUUUGGUCCUAUAUUAAGGAGACCGGCAGAUCGCCUUGUUCAACGAGUUCUGAGGAGUUCGUCGGGUUCGAGCUGGAAGAAGCCACCUGGCCGAAAACGGAAGUUCUGGACUGAGGUGGUAAAAGAGGACCUGAGGACACUCGGCGUGGAUAGGCAGUUCAGGCGAGACGUAAGGUUUCGCAGAAUAUGGAAUAGCGACGAAUGGAUUGAUUCUGUGCAAGCUCUCGCAGAAGAUCGAGAAGGUUGGGCAGAGCUGUGUUCAAGGACGGCACACCUCGGCGAAGAUGCAGGUAAUCGCGUCAGGCGAUGA
Necator americanus (New World hookworm) is the source of this 690-nucleotide messenger RNA. RefSeq lists its product as uncharacterized. The transcript has a single exon. The coding region runs from base 1 to 690 and encodes 229 amino acids. The record is from RefSeq and is a predicted model, not a curated record. Lineage: Eukaryota; Metazoa; Nematoda; Chromadorea; Rhabditida; Ancylostomatidae.